Molecule: messenger RNA, 561 nt
Organism: Micromonas pusilla CCMP1545
Lineage: Eukaryota; Viridiplantae; Chlorophyta; Mamiellophyceae; Mamiellales; Mamiellaceae
Exons: 3
Coding region: 42-428 (128 amino acids)
Biological process (GO): translation
Cellular component (GO): ribosome
Molecular function (GO): structural constituent of ribosome
Source: RefSeq, a predicted model, not a curated record
GCGCAGCGCACGCUCUCCUACACGGGAAGCGUCGUUUCAUCAUGUCGUCCACCUCGUGCACGCUCCGCACGCGCAAGUUCAUGACGAACCGGCUCCUCGCGCGUCGUCAAUUCAUCCUCGAUGUUCUUCACCCCGGUCGCGCCAACGUGCCGAAGGCCGAGUUGCGCGAGAAGCUUGCGAAGAUGUACGACGUCAACGACGACAAGUGCGUGUCCCUCUUUGGCUUCCGCACGCAGUUUGGUGGUGGCAAGUCCACCGGGUUUGGGCUGAUCUACGACACCAUCGACGCGAUGAAGAAGUUCGAGCCCAAGCACCGCGUCAUCCGUGCCGGCCUCAAGGAGGCGGUCACGAAGUCCCGCAAGCAGAUCAAGGAGAAGAAGAACCGCGUCAAGAAGAUGCGCGGUGGCGAGAAGAACAAGGUUAUGUAAACUUCUUCGCGCGGGGUUUGGUGGGGUCGCGACUAUCGCGGCAAGUCUUGCGUUCGUUGUUGUGACGUCUUGUCUCAUCUAGCUGGGUCGUAGACGUUUAAUGUGGAAUGCACGGCGAAUUUAACGAAAACAA